Molecule: messenger RNA, 1545 nt
Organism: Diaporthe batatas
Lineage: Eukaryota; Fungi; Ascomycota; Sordariomycetes; Diaporthales; Diaporthaceae
Exons: 2
Coding region: 1-1545 (514 amino acids)
Source: RefSeq, a predicted model, not a curated record
AUGGUCUUACUCGAGAAUACCAAUUAUCCCCUCAGGGGUCUGCCCUACAUUCUAUAUGCACCUGCGCCCCCGGAGGGCCAUAUGCAACCUGCAAUUCAAAUAUGCACAUACCUGGUGGACCAAGGCUUUGAUGUGACGCUCAUGGGCAGCCCCAGAUGGAAACAAGCCGUGGAGAGUUCCGGAAUGAACUUUGCGUCUCUUGUUGGCGUCGUCGAGGACACGACCUCAAACAAAGUGCACAAUAUGCCGACCGAUAUCAUGACGAUGCCUUUGGCGCCUCUCCUCGGAGCAGACUUCGCCCUGCGUUUUGCUAGAUUAAUGGUGAAGUCAUGGGACGUACUCAGAUUCGCAUUAAUCGGCAUGGCCAAUCGACUCGGGUUGAAAACACUCCGGAGUCGCGGGAUUGUUAUUCUCUCGGAUACUGCCUUUCCGGGGGUUCUUCCGCUGAAGCUGGGAGCAUAUAUGCCACCUGGGUUCCAAGAAAUCCAGAUUAAGACACUGGGAAUCGGUGUAGUGCCCCGCUUCUGGGCGACACCGUACCACCCCCCAUGGGGACUUGGUCUACCAUAUGAUGCUAGUGACAUGGGCGUAGCUCGCACUUUACGAGCUCAUGAUGAGCAAAAGGCUCUGCAUCGACAGAAAGGGGGGGAGGACAAGGUGCGUAUGAUGCUUGAUAUUUACGACUGCAACAUCAGUAUCGAAUCGCUGUUUCACGGAUAUCAAACAUUUUGCUCCGGUGAUGGCGACGCAGUUAUUUCGCAUACUUUCCUCGACGCAAUAACUGUCUGCAAUGACACAACGCUGCAAAUGAGCACAGAAAGUCUUGAUUUCCCGAUGCCACCGGGUGCCAAAAAGGAAUAUGUUCCUUCGCACCUGAAACACGCGGGCUUCUUACCCCGAAAGAGCAUACCGUCUGACCUCAGGUACCCAUCGUGGUUCCAUGAACUGACAAUGCCGGAACGACAAAGUCUGUCCUGCUCACCCAAGGUUGUUCUUGUGGCACAAGGGACCCAGACAAACAAUUACGAUGAAGUUGUGAUCCCUACUAUUCAGGCUCUCACUGGCGAGACGGCUAUAUUGGUGGUCGCUAUCUUGUGUCAUCGUGGAGCGCAUCUCGAUCUCUCCUCGUUCAAAGACGGAGUCCUCCCCCCGAAUGUUCGUGUGCUCGACUAUUUCCCAUAUGAUGCUAUACUUCCCUAUGUUGAAGUCUUCGUCUCAAGCAGCGGGUUUGGUGGUCUCAGUCAUGCUAUAGCCAAUGGCGUGCCCAUGGUUCAAUGCGGCUGGAUCGUCGAUAAACCCGACAUCGGGAGGCGAGUCGAAUGCUCUGGCCUGGGCUUGUACAUUGGGAGAGAUGAUUACCCGGCCAAACCGGAAGCCAUCAGGUGUGCCGUCAAAACAAUACUCAACAGUCAGGGGAUAUAUAAGCGACGAGCUGAGAAUCUGUGCAGGGAGUCAAAGAUGCUAUAUCGGCCCCUGGAAUGCAUCAGGGAAGAAAUAAUGGCACUUCACGGAGAUUCAAUGAUGGUUGGUGGUGGUUUAAAAUGA